Messenger RNA from Penicillium bovifimosum, 981 nucleotides. RefSeq lists its product as uncharacterized. Bases 1 to 981 code for a protein of 326 amino acids. The record is from RefSeq and is a predicted model, not a curated record. NCBI's taxonomy places the organism in Eukaryota, Fungi, Ascomycota, Eurotiomycetes, Eurotiales, Aspergillaceae. The transcript has a single exon.
AUGCUUUCCAAAUUAGCUGCCGCCGGAGACCUGUCUCAACUCCGCUCACUCGACAUUGGUUGCGUUUGUGAACCGGGGAAACUUGUCAACGUUGCCGACUUGUUGCCAAAUCUAAAGAGGCUUUUCCUUGAUAUCGGCAGAAGAUGGCCGAGCCAUCCGGCCAGCGAGACUGACAUCGAAGAAUCAAUGGCUGGGAUACUUGCCUUUCGCCCCUUGGAAUAUCUGUAUGUCAGGGGCCUUCGCAAUGUUGAAGCGUUGGACAGAAUCAUCCAGCGUCAUGGACCGUCAUUGAAGGGACUUGCUCUCUUGUCCAACAAGGCUUACCAGUACUAUCCCAGACUCAAUUCUUCCAAGCUCCUCGAAAUGAUGAAUCUUUGUCCGAAACUGGAAGAGCUACGCCUUCGAAUGAAGAGGUCAGCGGGCAACCAAGCAGAGUGUGAGAUGUACAAAGCGCUGGGUACCUUCCCCAAUCUCCAAAGACUAUUUCUAGAUUUGGAUUUCGAUGCUCGACCAACGGUACCGAGAUUUGGCAGCAUUCCCGAAACAGACGAUCUCGAUCUCCGACGAACUUUCAUAAAUGCAGCCAUGGACGAGAGCCUGGCUCUCCAGAUUUGGACCAAGAUCAAAGAAAAGAGCCCCAGUUUGAAAGACCUACGAAUUUUCCCGUGCGGCAACGUGUACUUUCCCCAAGAGGAGCGUUACUUGCUCGAUUGCUUUGCGCGAUCAUAUCUGCUUACAGGUUAUAACCUUGAGAAUCCAGGGGUGCCUGUCAUGGAGCAGAUUGGGAAAAGGGAGUGGGAGAUAAUACGAGCCAGGCAGAACCAUUGGCAUGAGUCUCGUGAUGAAGAGGUCCGCCUCUCUAGUAAAGUUGUGUCCGUCCUUCGAAGUAUCUGGCCCCAGGUGCUCGGGCAGACUUUCAGAAGCGACUGGUUAGAUUGUUGGACCAGCCUACCUUUACAACCGGACACCCAGUCUUGGUGA